Messenger RNA from Lepisosteus oculatus (spotted gar), 6201 nucleotides. RefSeq names its product argonaute RISC component 4 (gene ago4). Gene Ontology annotation, biological process: regulatory ncRNA-mediated post-transcriptional gene silencing. The record is from RefSeq and is a predicted model, not a curated record. NCBI's taxonomy places the organism in Eukaryota, Metazoa, Chordata, Actinopteri, Semionotiformes, Lepisosteidae. Gene Ontology annotation, molecular function: miRNA binding; single-stranded RNA binding; RNA endonuclease activity.
UCCCCGGAUCCGCUUUAAACCGAGCGGCGACAGCGGACCUCAGUUUCUCAGAGUGGACCCUCUCAGCUUCGCGAUACCGCCCCCAAUCUCAGUGUCGGUACGGAGCCGCCAGGCCGGGACAGAGACGGAGAGAGAGCCCUCGGCCAUGGAAGCGCUCGGACCCGGCCCACCUCCAACCUCCCUGUUCCAGCCUCCUCGGCGGCCCGGCCUGGGCACGGUGGGGAAGCCCAUCCGCCUGCUGGCCAACCACUUCCAGGUGCAGAUCCCCAAAAUCGAUGUCUACCACUAUGAGGUGGAGAUCAAGCCAGAGAAACGACCUCGCCGUGUCAACAGGGAGGUGGUGGACACCAUGGUGCGGCACUUCAAGAUGCAGAUUUUUGGGGACCGCCAGCCUGGCUACGAUGGCAAGAGGAACAUGUACACGGCCCACCCCCUGCCCAUUGGCAGAGACCGGGUGGACCUGGAGGUGACACUGCCCGGCGAGGGGAAGGACCAGACCUUCAAGGUGUCCCUGCAGUGGGUGUCGGUGGUCAGCCUGCAGAUGCUGCUGGAGGCGCUGUCGGGCCACCUCAACGAGGUGCCUGAGGACUCUGUCCAGGCGCUUGACGUCAUCACCCGGCACCUGCCCUCCAUGAGGUACACCCCGGUGGGGCGCUCUUUCUUCUCUCCCCCCGAGGGGUACUACCACCCCCUGGGCGGGGGGCGCGAGGUGUGGUUCGGGUUCCACCAGUCUGUGAGGCCGGCCAUGUGGAAUAUGAUGCUCAACAUUGACGUGUCUGCGACGGCAUUCUAUCGCGCUCAGCCAGUCAUCGAAUUCAUGUGUGAAGUGCUGGACAUCCAGAACAUCAACGAGCAGACCAAGCCGCUGACCGACUCUCAGCGUGUCAAGUUCACCAAGGAGAUCCGCGGGCUGAAGGUGGAGGUGACGCACUGCGGUCAGAUGAAGAGGAAAUAUCGUGUCUGCAAUGUCACACGCCGCCCUGCCAGCCACCAAACGUUCCCCCUGCAGCUGGAGAAUGGCCAGGCCAUGGAGUGCACUGUGGCCCAGUACUUCAAGCAGAAGUACAGCCUGCAGCUAAAGUACCCUCACCUGCCCUGCCUGCAGGUGGGGCAGGAGCAGAAACACACCUAUCUGCCCCUGGAGGUGUGUAACAUUGUGGCGGGGCAGCGCUGCAUCAAGAAACUGACGGAUAACCAGACCUCCACCAUGAUCAAAGCCACAGCGCGCUCUGCGCCUGACAGGCAGGAGGAGAUCAGCCGGCUGGUCAAAAGCAACAGCAUGGUGGGUGGUCCUGACCCCUACCUGAAGGAGUUUGGCAUCGUGGUCCACAACGACAUGACGGAGGUGACUGGGCGGGUCCUCCCAGCGCCCAUGCUGCAGUAUGGGGGCCGGGUGAGUACAGACACUGGGAGGGACUGUGGCAGGAAUAAAACCGUGGCCACGCCGAACCAGGGCGUGUGGGACAUGAGGGGGAAGCAGUUCUAUGCCGGGAUCGAGAUCAAGGUGUGGGCUGUCGCCUGCUUCGCGCCCCAGAAACAGUGUCGGGAGGACCUGCUGAAGAGUUUCACAGACCAGCUGCGCAAGAUCUCGAAGGACGCGGGGAUGCCCAUCCAGGGCCAGCCGUGCUUCUGUAAAUACGCGCAGGGCGCAGACAGCGUGGAGCCCAUGUUUAAGCACUUGAAGAUGUCCUAUGUGGGGCUGCAGCUUAUUGUUGUCAUCCUGCCAGGAAAGACGCCAGUCUACGCGGAGGUGAAGCGGGUGGGAGACACUCUGCUGGGAAUGGCCACCCAGUGUGUCCAGGUGAAGAACGUGGUGAAGACCUCCCCUCAGACCCUCUCCAACCUCUGCCUCAAAAUCAACGCCAAGCUGGGCGGCAUCAACAACGUGCUGGUGCCCCAUCAGCGCCCCUCCGUGUUCCAGCAGCCGGUGAUCUUCCUCGGGGCGGACGUGACGCACCCCCCUGCGGGAGACGGGAAGAAGCCCUCCAUCGCGGCGGUGGUGGGCAGCAUGGACGGGCACCCCAGCCGCUACUGCGCCACAGUGCGUGUGCAGACCUCGCGGCAGGACCUGGCGCAGGAGCAGCUCUUCAGCCAGGAGGUCAUCCAGGAUCUCACCAACAUGGUGCGCGAGCUGCUCAUCCAGUUCUACAAGUCCACGCGCUUCAAGCCCACCCGGAUCAUCUACUACCGCGGCGGCGUUUCCGAGGGGCAGAUGAAGCAGGUGGCGUGGCCAGAGCUCAUCGCCAUUCGAAAAGCCUGCAUCAGCCUGGAGGAGGACUACCGGCCUGGCAUCACCUACAUCGUGGUGCAGAAACGCCACCAUACCAGACUCUUCUGUGCUGACAAGGCAGAGCGCGUGGGGAAGAGUGGGAAUGUCCCAGCAGGCACCACGGUGGACAGCACGAUCACCCAUCCAUCCGAGUUUGACUUCUACCUGUGCAGCCACGCCGGUAUUCAGGGCACCAGCCGCCCCUCCCACUACCACGUCCUGUGGGAUGACAACUGCUUCACUGCCGACGAGCUCCAGCUGCUCACCUACCAGCUGUGCCACACCUAUGUGCGCUGCACGCGCUCCGUCUCCAUCCCUGCGCCCGCCUACUACGCGCGGCUGGUGGCGUUCCGCGCCCGCUACCACCUGGUGGACAAGGACCAUGACAGUGCGGAGGGCAGCCACGUGUCUGGGCAGAGCAACGGCCGGGACCCCCAGGCCCUGGCCAAGGCCGUGCAGAUCCACUAUGACACCCAGCACACCAUGUACUUCGCCUGAGCCGAGCCCCGCCUGGCGGCACGCGCUCUCUCUCUGUCUCUCUCCUCUUCCUCUUUCUCAGCACCAAAGCGGUUCUGAAGCCAAGAGGCCCGGCUGUCUGUUGAGUCGAAAUUGCCGGGCCAAUUCGGACCGCUCUCACCAGCAAUCCAGGAUUCCCAGACGCACUGAGACACCAGGUUCUGAUGCACAGAAACACAUUGAGCCAUUUUUUUCUUAAAUAUAUUUUUUUUAUAUAUAUAUACUGAUCUUGGUCAGGUCAGAAGCACUAGAGAGAACUGAUCUUUUACUUCACCGCUAACAAGGAGUUUGUGUAUUUUUACCUCAAAGGCGCAGAAGCCACAGUCCCGAGUUUUUAAGCAAGGGUUUUGCAUGGGUGGUUUGUGUUAAUUGCAGAUUUUAAAACGCUGAAUUAUUUUUAUCAUGUUUUAGCUCUUUCCUUUUUUUGUCUUGAUUUUUAAACGAGGUGACUUUGGUGUCAAAACUCUUUUCCUGUGCUGUGCUGUUCGUCUGAGUGUGUGUCUGCGCGAGUGUCUGUAUGUGUGUAUUUCAAAAUAGACGCAUUUGAUUAAAAUUUCCAUGGCAGGCCACAGAAUUGUAAAGGGAAAUUAAGGAGUUAACUGCUGUAAAUGCCUCAGAUUUUUUUUAUAUAUACAUAUAUAUAAAGAGAUAUAAAUAGACGAUUUUACAGGCUUUUUGAAGCCAGUUGUUGUGUGUAGCAGUGUCCGUGUUCUGGCCCGUGUUUAGUGUGGGAGGGUGGAGAGUUUAUUCGGGGUUGGGUUGGGGGAGGGGGGUGUCCUAUGUCUUAGCUCUCAGGCCGGCCAAACAAGGCAGGUUUGUAUACCAGCCUGGACACACUGCCCUGCCAGCUGCUUUUUGAAGAACCUGCAAGAACCACGCGCUCUGCCACCAGGGGGCGCUCUGCCAUGGCCUGCUCUGCAUGUGCUGGGCUUCAGGGGCUUCACCUGCGCAGGGUUCUCUUACAGCUCAUUCCAGAGCAGCUCCCUGGACUGACAGGGGCGCUUGUGCUUUGGAUGUUUAUGCAUUUAUAAAGACAAAUACAUUUGUAAGAGUUUAAUAUAAAAGUUUUGUGAGUAUCCUAACUGUUGUUAGUUUAGGUUUUUGGUAGUGUUUUUUUCCUAAUCCUGUCAGCUUCCUAUCUGACACAGAGAGUGUAGGAGUAUUUGGCUAAAGUGGCUGAUGAGGUGGUUCAGAGUAGUAGGGGGUAUUUUAGAGCUCUGUUUGUCGUGCAGUGGAUAAUUUGCUUUAAGCCGCCUGUCUGAACUCGUUGUGGAUGCAAAGCUCCGUUUGUGUUGUACGUUCCCGCAAUGCAGUGUUGUCAAAGGGGGUGUCCUGUUGGAUUGGGGGUUCACCUGGUGCCAGCUCCUCUACACUCUCAGCAGCCCCAGCCAGCUGUUGGCUCCUGACCCUUACAGGCAGCUUCUCUUAGAGAGCGGAGCUACUGGAGGAAUUUCAGUGCUUGUCCCUCACCUUUCCCGCCCUUAAAGACUCACCAGCCCAGCCACAGUAGCAGCUCAGGGUGGCGAAGGGAGGGGGUGCAGCUGGGCAGGCCAGGUGGAGUGCGGCUGUUUGGGGGAGCAGUUUUCUCUGCCAGCUAUUCUCUCCGUGACCCGAUUGAAGUCCGACACUGACCAGUACCUUCACACCGCCUCCUCUUCCUCUGGUCCGAGAUGUCUGCUGCAGUGCUGAAACCGGGCUGCCUGUCAGGAGCUGUGUUGGCAGCUGGCUGUGGCUGAGCUUCGGGGUCACGGGAACCGGCGGGGAGCAGGGAUGUGUGUCUGGGCUUGACCCCGAGGAUAAGGACAAUCGGAGCUGUAGAACAGGGGGGCGAGUGUAGGGGGUGACAGUAGAAUUACUGAAGUAUUUAUAUAAAUGUUUGUGUAUAAAAUAAAACGUAUACUUAAGGUGGCUAUUAAGAUUUUAUGAAAUCAUAGCAUCCAGUGAUAAAGCUAAAGCACUGCCUCCGAGCCCAUGAGGGAGCGGGCGACGCGGGCGCACACGGCUCGCCAGGCGCGAGCCCAGUUCAGACCAUUUUGUAUUAAACCACCUUUGAAGCAGCAGGUUUGCUAUGAAUGUGUUUGGGCUCGCGCCUGCCGGGGGUGUGUGCGUGUGUUGGGGGGGGGGGGGGUGAGCGGGGUACAUAUGCAAUAAAAAGUCGCCCACUGGAUGGGAAUUGGACUGGGCCGCUGAGCCCCUCUGGGGUCCCCAUGACGGGCAGGUGGGCGAAGCUCCAAGAAAAGAUGGCUGACCCCAAUGCUGGGCAAGUGUCUCUGCAAAGCUUUCUCUCCAGGUGGACGUUCAGCAGCUUGGGGGGGGUUUCGGCUUCGCUGCCCCGAGUGGGUAAGCGGUGUGGAUUCGAGCACCGUGUUACUGGGUGGGAGGGGGGGCUCUUAAGGGCAAUGCGACAGUAACUCCAGUUUUACAGACUAUCAUUGCAAAGCAAUACCAUAAAGUCAAUAUUUGAGAAAUUAAAGAUCCAACGUUUCCCUCCGGAGAUGUGGCUGUUGAUCUGAUCCCUCUAGAUGUUUGUGUUUUAAGUACUUGUUUUUGCUUGUAUCAAUCAGUGGGGAAAUGUGCAUUUGUAGGAGUAGCUGUUAAGCUUUUCUAAGAACAAUCUUGACUCGCUCGCAUGCAUGCCAGAAUCUUGUUGUAAAACUGUUUAGAGAAUUUUUAAUAAAAUGAAUCAGUUUUGUAAAUGUUAAUUAUAGUCAGACUGUUUUAGGAUAGCAAUACAUGACUCUGCCAGACUCCCACGCCCGUCAGAAGUGGGAGCCCAGCCAGUGGUUGCAGAGCAGUCGGCCUCAGUCCCAGAAUCCACAUUAAAACGAGGUACUUCACACAGUGGAACAGGCUGCGGCCUUCAGAAAGGCUGCUCUACCCCGAGGACGGACCCACUGCUCUUCACACCCUGUGGCUUGUGCUUCCACAGCAGCUGGGCUCAGUGGUGCCCCCUGCAGGCCCUCCCAGAACUGAACUGGCUCCUCCUGGGUCUGCUGCUGGGGAUACAGCUUACAGGUUUUUUUAAAGCUGUAUUUUUUCUCCCCCUCCCCCCCCCACCAUUGCACCCCAGAUUUUAAGAGAGUGGGUUUGAGAAUUUCCUCUUUGAUCUUAAGAUUUGUUUGCUACAACUUAUGAAAUGUUUCAUUGUAAUUUAAGUUGUACUUAUCCUGAUGUUUAGCUCUGUACUGUUCCAUAGUGUUCCGAGCUGUGCCGGUGGCUGUCCGAUAGCAAUACGAGGUACUCCGUCUGACCUGCUGGGGGAGGGGCCAGGGUCAGCCCUGCCCACUUCCGCUAGGGUGCCCACACAAUUGCUGCAUUGCUAUGUGACUUUUCUUUGAUUUUGUUUUUGUUUUUUUUAGCCUGCAGGGAAUAUUUGUGUUUAUGUGGAAAGUAAUAAAUUGGUAUUUUAUGCCUAA